Micromonas pusilla CCMP1545 is the source of this 1159-nucleotide messenger RNA. RefSeq lists its product as uncharacterized. The transcript is spliced from 2 exons. The coding region runs from base 310 to 591 and encodes 93 amino acids. NCBI's taxonomy places the organism in Eukaryota, Viridiplantae, Chlorophyta, Mamiellophyceae, Mamiellales, Mamiellaceae. The record is from RefSeq and is a predicted model, not a curated record.
CGCGCGCCCCUCGCGAUCGCGGAAAGUGCGGAAUUCGCCUAAAGAACCUCGUUUGGCGUUCCUUGUAACGUGACUCACUAUUCCCCUGAGGGAAAAACAGUGAGAUUUCGUUUUGCGCACUCAAUCUUCGGCUCGAAAUUCGCCUGUCCACCGCGUUUUUCGAGCCGAAGAUUGAGUGCGAGGUCACAUUCCGCGCGCGCGAGCUGGGAGGGCGCAUGCUAGUGCCCGCGGCUUCGGUUUAAAAGCUGCAAACACCUUUCGUGGCUAAUCGACAUCGUCUCUAUAAAAAUUUCGGCGUGAAACGCUGAUAUGGAUAGCCAAAGGUUACGGAAACUUUCGCAGAGGAUAGCCAAUCGCACAGCAGUGGAUGAUUCGCAAGCGCCAGCCCCGGAUGCUACACAAUCUGAAGGGGAUGAUGAAGAUGACAAGCGCGUAAAGCUGAGGGAAAAGUACUUGAAAUGCGCGGAAGAGUGUAUGCAGAAAGCUCGAGAGGCUGCGGUGGCAGGUGGGGUCUUUGUGGCGACGAAAUAUGCCCGAGAUGUCCACAAUAUCGAUAUCAGCAACAAUAUCUAUAUCUUCGAAGGUAGAUAGAUACCUUCGUACAACUACGUGUACAACAGUACGGAACUCUUACUUCCGGAACAUUUUAUUGCACCAUAGGGGGAUCGGUGUACUUGGUAGCCUCCCCCCAAAUAUGUCAAAUUUUGAAGGCUAGACGAAUUACGCAGACGACAUGUUCAGGUACAGUUGUGAUGUGUGUGGAGCCUCACUACGCGCAUUCUGAAUUCAACUUGAAGCUCUGCCGGAACGGGGUUAUUCAUGCUAGACAGACUAGUUUUCGCUCAUAGGACGUUACAGACAAAAUGCCCAUAGACUGUACAACCUGAAGCUCUGCCGGAACGGGGGCUAUUAUUUAUUCGACGCAGCUGUCGCCACCUCGCAUCGCACACAGUGGGGGUACAGUGGUGGUGUAGUGGGGUAGCGGGAUAAUGGUAUUGGGCUGGGGGCUACUCCUGCCCCUAGUCUCCUCCUCCUCCUCCUCCUCCUCCUCCUCCUCCUCUAUGUGUAGUUGUGUACUUCCGGAAGUACUGUGUAUGUAGAGCUGUAGACUAUGUGUGUACAAUAGUUACUGAAAAUACUCAUACAAGUUUCAAUGGUC